CGCCGGCAGUAAAGUCUCCAUCAUCGACUUACCCUCCACUUGCACCGCUCCAGACAUCAACCCGUCCCGCGCCGAGUUCCAUCCUGCCGACAUCACCGAUGCUGCGGCUCUUAACGCAGCAUUCUCGAAAGCGGAGGCCAUUUUCGGACCGGUGGAGUGUUGUCUCGCCAUCGCAUCUAUUGACCUCUCGUCUCUACCGCAAACAGAGUCGAUUUGUGACGCGGACCCAGAGGUGUGGAGAAAGGUGUUCGAUGUGAAUAUUCACGGCACGUUCCUCACUGCGCAGCGUUGGUUGCGUGGGAUCCGAGCCGCUGUCGCGGACGAGGAGAAACGAUCGAAGUUGAGGAAUGCGUCGUUGAUCCUAAUGGGCAGUGAAGCGGGACGGUUUGGAGUAAGGACUAUGCCUGCGUAUGCGGCGGGUAAAGCGGCGGUACAGUAUGGUUUACUUGCGAGUUUGGCAAAGGAUGUGCCGAAGGUGUGGUUGAGAGCGAGGGUUAAUUGUGUGGCGCCGGGGACAGUGGCUACGGAGAGGUUCAGAGAGGAGUGUGAGAGGUUUGGGAGGCAGUGGCAGUGGGAGGAGAGUGAAGCGGCGGUUGGACUGGCGAGACCAGUGCCGAUAGACGAUGUUGCCAGGACGUUCUUGUUCCUGGCGAGUGGGCGUUAUAGCGGCAGCACGCAUGGACAGUUGCUUCACGUGGAUUCUGGCAAGAUGGGAAGUUUGCAGUGGAUGCGGGAAGACCUGGCU
Zymoseptoria tritici IPO323 is the source of this 745-nucleotide messenger RNA. RefSeq lists its product as uncharacterized. Lineage: Eukaryota; Fungi; Ascomycota; Dothideomycetes; Mycosphaerellales; Mycosphaerellaceae. The record is from RefSeq and is a predicted model, not a curated record. The transcript is spliced from 2 exons. The annotation marks the transcript as partial.